Molecule: messenger RNA, 1206 nt
Organism: Symbiodinium necroappetens
Lineage: Eukaryota; Dinophyceae; Suessiales; Symbiodiniaceae
Source: the annotation of a GenBank genome assembly
AUGAGCAAGGACUAUUCCUUCGAUGUCCCGACGUGGAACGGCGACCCAGCCACUUUCCAUACCUUCGAGACUGCUUGCAGAUGGUACGAGAAGACGCUAAAGGAGGGCGAGAGAAGAGGGGCCGCGGCUCGUGUGUGGAGCCGACUUACUGGACCUGCCAGGAGCGUGGUGAAGCACCUCUCCCCGGAGGACUUUGAUAAUUCCGCCGGGCUUGAUAAGCUGCUUCAGGUAUUGCGGGCCUCCCCUCUUCAGACUCUUCCUAUACCUGAUUCUUUCUCGAAGUUGGAAAGGUGGCACUCCUUGAGGAGGAAAGACACAGAGACCAUCCCGGAGCUGAUUGUCCGGGAGGACGACCUCUUCAGGGAGCUUCAGCAAAGCUUGCUUCGCUCUCGUGCUGGGAAGCAGGAAGUUCUUGCUGCUGCGGCUGCGUCCCCGAGUUCGGCAAAGGAGAAGAAGGAGACCGCUGGAGAUGAUGGAGAAGAGGCUGUUCCUCAAGAGGAGCAGGCGACAGCGGCUCCACCUUUGCUGGUGAGGCCUGCGGCCCAGACUGUCGGCUUCUUCGAGGACGAACUGAGGGGCUACAGGCUACUCAAGGCGGCCGGGCUUAGCAACGACCAGCGGAUGCAGAUUUUAACCUUGACCUCCAACUCGGUUGCCUUUGAGAAAAUCCGCCAAGCACUUCGAGCCCUGUUCGGCGACUCCGAGGAGGCCAAGCAACAUGCUCUUCGUCCUCACCGCCGUCGCGGAAUCUGGUGGACGGACGAGGCUGCCUGGAACCCUUCCGUUGGCUGGGGCGAAGAAGAGGCCUGGCUGGUGGAUGACGGAUGGGGCGAAUGGGCCUGGGAUGAAGAGGCUCAUUGGGCUUCUCCUGAGUGGGCGGCGGCUUCGUGGCAUGACUGGGAUUCCGAGCCCUACGCGGAGGCCCCCGUCACCGAGGUGAGUGCAGAUGCCGAGGCUGACGAGGGCGAGGGCCACGAGGACGAGGAGGCCCUGGUAGCGCAGGAACAAGACGCGGCCAUCCUCGCGGCCGAGGCGACAAAGACCCUGGCCGAGGCGAGGGCGGCGAUCUCGCGGGUUCGCGCAGCGAGAGGCUACUACCCCCUCGGCGGCAAGAAGGGCGGGAGUCCAGCUGGAGGCGGCAAGGGCAGCAAGGCGGGCAAGUCGAAGGGGAAGUCCUUUGGCAAGUUCGGCGGCAAAUCUGGCACC